This is a messenger RNA of Melanaphis sacchari, 853 nucleotides long. Its product is annotated as eukaryotic translation initiation factor 4E-1A-like. Gene Ontology annotation, molecular function: RNA 7-methylguanosine cap binding; translation initiation factor activity. The transcript has 5 exons. NCBI's taxonomy places the organism in Eukaryota, Metazoa, Arthropoda, Insecta, Hemiptera, Aphididae. Gene Ontology annotation, cellular component: eukaryotic translation initiation factor 4F complex; cytoplasm. The coding region runs from base 163 to 807 and encodes 214 amino acids. The record is from RefSeq and is a predicted model, not a curated record. Gene Ontology annotation, biological process: translational initiation.
UUAUAUAGUUGCUUUUUUUCUACAUAAAAUUUAACUUAUUUUUAUUUUCUGAAUACAUUUUACUUGAUAUUUUGUCAAUGUUCAUUACGUACCUAUUUUGAAAAUCCACACUAUUUAAAUUUUUAAUUUAUCAAAGAACAGUUGAAGAAUACGCGUACAAAUAUGGUUGAGGGAGAACCAGCUCAUCAGGCUAAUGAAUUACCAAAAGUUGAAAAUGAACAGCCACCUGAAGCUGAACCUGCUGUUGCAGAAUUAGUUGUUAAACAUCCACUUGAGAAUAAAUGGACACUUUGGUUCUAUGAAAAUAAAAGUAAAGUUUGGGAAGAAAAUAUACACGAAGUUGCUAGUUUUGAUACUGUUGAAGAUUUUUGGUGCCUAUUUAAUCACAUUAAACGUCCAAGUCAACUUUCUUACCAAUGUGAUUACAACUAUUUUAAAAAUGGAAUCAAACCUAUGUGGGAAGAUGGAAGAAAUAGUGCUGGGGGACGUUGGUUAUUGCAGUUACCGCCAGCAAAAAAUAGCCAACUUGUUGAUGAAUACUGGAAAAAUAUAAUAUUGAGUAUAAUUGGUGAAAUAUAUGACCAAAGUUCUGAAAUUAAUGGAGCUAUAGUCAACGUACGAAGCAAAGGAACCAAAAUAGCAGUAUGGACAAACAACGCAUCAAAAGAAAAUGGAAGUAACAUUAUGGCUAUUGGAAGAAAAAUAAAAGAAGUUUUGGGCGCUCAAAAUGAAAAGAUGGUUUAUGAGACUCAUGCAGAUACAGCUAAUAAACAAGGAUCAUUUACAAAAAAUACAUUUGUUUUAUAAUUUAACAAAUUUUUAAUGUAUUUGAAAAUACAAUGCAUUUAAAGUG